AUAUAUCUGGAGUUGUUCAACAGAGGUAAUGAUUUCUCACACCAGCUUCAACAUAGAGUAAUCAUUACCAUCCCCGAACUUUGGCUAAAGUGAUAUCAAACAUAGCUUAAAGCAACGAUUCAUUUUGCUUUGAACGGAAAUCAGAUGUCACAGGUUCAAUUUUCUACAUCCUGUGAACAGUAAAGGUCUACAUGGAGGAUCACGUGCUGGUAGAAGUAGCAGAAUCCAUAUCAUUUAUUGAGAGAUGCAUGGUUGCCAUCGGAACAAACCCCUCCCAUGCUUCUCUCCUUGCCGAGCUCCUGGUAACAGCCGACCGUAGAGGGCACUACAGUCAUGGCAUAAAUCGCAUCGAUGUUUACCUUGGUAACGUUGAACGAGGCGUGACUGCUAAGGAUGGCGAACCUGUUAUUAUCAAAGAGAUGGCUGGAACAGCUUGGGUAGAUGGGAAGAACUUGCUUGGUCCUAUCGUGGGUCAGUUCUGCGUAGACCUUGCAAUCGAGAAGGCUAAGCAAGCUGGUAUAGGAUGGGUUGUGGCACAAGGUUCUAACCACUAUGGCAUAGCAGGUUGGUAUUCUAUGAGGAUAAAGGAUGCUGGUAUGAUUGGUUUGAGUUUCACUAACACAUCUCCUUGUGCCUUUCCUACCAGAUCGAGACAGAUUAUCACCGGUUCGAACCCCUUAGCAUGCAGUGCUCCUGCCGAGAACGGGGAUAGUUUUGACUUAGACAUGGCUACCACGACCGUGGCGUAUGGCAAGGCUGAAAUAUGUCAUCUAAAGGGACAAUCCUUACCAAAAGGAUGGGGUUGUGAUUCAGGCGGAAAGGAGACCUCUGAUCCACGUGAGGUACUUAACGGAGGGGGCCUUCAGCCCCUUGGAGGGGAGGAGAUAACGGGUGGAUACAAGGGAACUGGUCUUGCUCUUAUGGUGGAGGUGUUGACUGGUAUAUUGGGAGGGGCACACUUUGGUUCCAACAUCAGAAAAUGGCACGGUGGUGACAGAGAAGCUGACUUGGGUCAGUGUUUUGUGGCAAUAAAUUCUGAUGCAUUCGCUCCGGGAUUUUCAGAGAGGAUGACGUCAUUGAUGGCAUCGUGCAGAAAUUCUGAACCUGCAAAUGGGGAAACGGAGGUACUAGUUGCAGGCGAUCCAGAGAGAGUCCAUGUGGAGAAAGUAAGACAAGAAGGGGGAAUAACGUAUCACAAGAAUCUAAUAACGAAAUUGAAUGGCAUUUCAACAAGGCUACAGGUGGAUCCAAUUGUUGUCAAGAAUCAUGACGCUUAA
This is a messenger RNA of Lytechinus variegatus (green sea urchin), 1277 nucleotides long. RefSeq lists its product as uncharacterized. The transcript has 11 exons. The record is from RefSeq and is a predicted model, not a curated record. Lineage: Eukaryota; Metazoa; Echinodermata; Echinoidea; Temnopleuroida; Toxopneustidae. Gene Ontology annotation, molecular function: oxidoreductase activity. The coding region runs from base 192 to 1277 and encodes 361 amino acids.